CAAAAGAUGGUUAAAAGAGAGGUGGUGAAUAGUGUAAAAGUCAAAACAGAUCAAGUAAAAAAGAACGGAGGAAGUACAAGUUACUGUUAGUGAUUAUAAAGUAGUUAAGGAGUGUUUUUUUUUUAUUUUUAUUUUUUAUAUAAACUAGUUAAGGAGGUUUUUUUUUUUUUUUUUUUUUUGAAGAUAGUUAAGGAGUUUUUUUAUCUGCCAUUUAUUUUAUUUUUCAUAUUAUUUUUAAAAUCAUUUUUUUUUUAAUGCAAAUCCAUAUUGAUUCAGUCUAUAUUUCGGAUUGGUAAAGUCAUAUUGUAGCAAAAUCAAUCCGAUUUUCGAAUCUUUAAUUCCAAAUCCUCAUUCUUCAAACCGAUCCAAUUCAAUUUAAUGUAGCAUUCUAGGCUUCUAGCUAGUAGUCUUUGGAACAGUGAACAACCCUCGCUUAGGCGGUUCGGCCUCAAUUACCUCUACUCUUCUUCAAUUUAACAAUUUUAUUUCCCAUCAUUGAACCUCUCCCGUAAACAACAACCAACUCUCACUCGACUUGCCAACUAAAUGCUUUUCAACCCUCAAACUCUCAUCUCUCUCCUCAAAUCCCACUGCAUCUCCCUUUCCACCACCAUCUCCUCCGCUUCCUCCACCUUCCUCAACCACCAACAAUGGCGGAACAUCACCAAAGUUCGCCUAAAAUGGGUCAAGAACAAAACCAUCGACCAUAUUAUCGACAGAGAAACCGAUCUCAAAGCUGCCAUGCUUCUCAAAGACGCCAUUAAACGCUCUCCAACUUCCUUCAUCACUGCUCGAACAGUCGCCGAUUGGCAGAAGCUUCUAGGUCUUACUGUCCCUGUUCUUCGAUUUCUUCGAAGGUAUCCUACUCUUUUUCACGAAUUUCCUCAUUCUCGUUACCCUAAUUUGCCCUGCUUUAAGCUUACUGAUUUUGCUGUUACAUUUGAUCAACAAGAACACUUAGUUUAUGAAAAUGAUGAAUUGGGUAUUGUUGAAAGGCUUUGUAAAUUGCUUAUGAUGACAAAAUCUAAGGGGGCGCCAUUGCAAUCGAUUUAUCCUUUGAAAUGGGAUUUAGGGUUACCGGAUAAUUUUGAGAAAUUGAUUGUUUCGAAGUAUCCGAAUCAUUUUAGGGUUUUGAAGGGGAAUAAUGGGUUACCCUAUUUGAGUCUUGUGGAAUGGAGGGAAGAAUUUGCUGUUUCUGCCUUGGAAAAGAGUGGUGAGAAGAGGAUUGAAUUAGGGAAUGAUUAUAGGGAGUUUAAGAAGGGGCAAACCGCUUUAGCAUUCGCAAUGAGCUUUCCAAAGGGGUAUGGGUAUCAAAAGAAGGUUAAGGCUUGGAUGGAGGAGUUUCAGAAGUUGCCAUAUGUAUCGCCUUAUGAGGAUUCUACGAGGCUCGAUCCUACGAGCGAGCUUAUGGAGAAACGGAUUGUUGGGUUGUUGCAUGAGUUUUUGAGCAUGACUAUUCAUAAGAAGACUAAGAGGAAUUAUUUGAGAAGUUUGAGAGAGGAAUUGAAUCUUCCUCAUAGGUUUACUCGGAUUUUUACUAGGUAUCCGGGGAUUUUCUAUCUGUCUUUGAAGUGUAAGACAACAACUGUUACUCUGAAAGAAGGGUAUCGAAAGGGUAGAUUACUUAGUCCUCAUCCACUGGUCCGUAUUAGGGAUAAGUUUUACCAUGUGAUGAGAACGGGGCUACUUCAUCGUGGUAAGGGUGUGAACUUUUUGUCGCCACAGGACUGCUUGCUGGAUAAUGCUGGAGAUGGAAAUGGAGAAGAAUCAGAAGACUGUGAAAAUAUGGAGGGGGAGGAGCAUGAGAUGGAAGAAGAAUGUUGGGAUGAGGAAACAUCAAGUUUGGAGGAAGAAUCUGAUGAGUAGCUGCAAGCAUUAGUUUUUGCUACUUAUGUUAUCAUACAUUUAGGACUCACGAGUUAGAAAACCGGUAAUGAAGAAAUGUGAGACGUAUUAUACGUCAACUUAUCAUCUUUUGGUUCGUUAAGCUUGCAGUUGUCCGGGGAGUUUUAUUUACUAGCUUCAUCACUACAGAAAUGUUCACCAUCUCUACCUAUUUUCUAUUGCAGUCUGUAGGAUACACCGAUACACUAAUGUUCUUCUGCUUGGUGGCUAGAAGAUGUGUACCCUGCUUGUGUGCUUGGUCACGUUUUAUAAAGUAGAUUCAUCCUGCUUCAGACUGCCUGAUACUGACCCAUUUUCUGAUCAAUGUUUGUACUCCAAAAUGAGACAUUUUUAGAUUUGUGGUUAAUCAAUAUUACAAUCUCCGACUCUGAGGAAUAAACUGAGCACAGAAGUUCUAUUUUUAUGCACUUCUUUAUUUAUUGUUGAGCAGCAGUGCAUAUCUCUUAUUGCGUUCACAUCAGACCCCUCUAUCUGCUGAAGGACAUUUAAGCAGAGGCAUUGGGCAAUAAUUUUAGCUCUUCAAACUGCUGUAUCCAUAAAACAAUACUCCGUAGUCCAAUUUGGCUUACUCCUAUGUAUUAAUGAGUAUUCUAUAGUGUUUUUUUGUUUUUUUUUUUUUUUUGGUUGUAAAAGCAUGGUUUUACUAUGCCAUUUACAGAUUUACUACUUAGUUUUCAGGAUACCUAUGUGGCCAUGUAAGAAUUGCACUGCAAUCUGAAGGUUAAUGUUAUCCUUUACUGCCUAUUGUAACACACUUGAAGUAGGGAGAUGAACCCAGGAUACUAGUGUAAUACAAGUAUUAGACAAAUUAUAGGCAUGUGAUAAUUGACAUUAACCAUGCAGUUUUAUGGUAAUUUCUUGCUGGACCAGUAAAGCUUUAUGAACUACUA
This is a messenger RNA of Chenopodium quinoa (quinoa), 2795 nucleotides long. Its product is annotated as protein ROOT PRIMORDIUM DEFECTIVE 1-like. Gene Ontology annotation, molecular function: RNA binding. The transcript has a single exon. NCBI's taxonomy places the organism in Eukaryota, Viridiplantae, Streptophyta, Magnoliopsida, Caryophyllales, Amaranthaceae. The record is from RefSeq and is a predicted model, not a curated record. Bases 547 to 1866 code for a protein of 439 amino acids.